AUGAGCAGUGUUCAUUGCGACGAUGGCUUUUCGGACCACCAAAUUUCCCAGGAAACACGACGAUCACUUCGCAUAGAGCAGUUCUCUCCCAUCCGACGGGAAAAGGUCGAGACUUGGUUUGAAGGCCCAAGCAGAUUCUGCUUAUCACCCGACGCAGACGGCGAAGUUGAGGACUGGGUCGACGAGAUUCCGGACGGACAUGAGACUCCCGAAACGCAUCCUGACGUGGGCCACUUACUCAGUAGUAUCCCCGGCGCAUGGAUAGGCCCUUUCACGAUUGCAAGUAAUGGGGACGUCGAAACGUACAGCAGUGGUGCGCAUGACGAUGAAGAGCUCGGAGUUCGAAGGACACACAAAUCUGCAACUCACGACAAGGGCGUCGCGUCUGUCGUCGACCACACCCAAAACCAAGUGUCGGUCCUCUUAAUAAUUGCCUGCGUCUCGACAUGCGUCCUAUUCAUCAGCAACCCUCGUCAGUUCCUCGACCUUGUCCUCCUAUGUCUUCUUUUCGCAUCAUUCCCUCACUUCGCCCGCCACUCGACAUAUUGCCUGCUUAUUGCCAUCACUUUCCCGGAUUUGAAAGUCAAACUCAAGUGUGCGAUGGUUUUCGGCUGCUUGGCCUUAUGCGAAAGAAUUGACUUAUUGGAUGCUGGGAGAGGGUGA
Fonsecaea nubica is the source of this 663-nucleotide messenger RNA. RefSeq lists its product as hypothetical. NCBI's taxonomy places the organism in Eukaryota, Fungi, Ascomycota, Eurotiomycetes, Chaetothyriales, Herpotrichiellaceae. The transcript has a single exon. Bases 1 to 663 code for a protein of 220 amino acids. The record is from RefSeq and is a predicted model, not a curated record.